This is a messenger RNA of Triticum dicoccoides, 1856 nucleotides long. RefSeq lists its product as uncharacterized. The record is from RefSeq and is a predicted model, not a curated record. Bases 91 to 1503 code for a protein of 470 amino acids. The transcript is spliced from 5 exons. NCBI's taxonomy places the organism in Eukaryota, Viridiplantae, Streptophyta, Magnoliopsida, Poales, Poaceae. Gene Ontology annotation, molecular function: structural constituent of ribosome. Gene Ontology annotation, cellular component: ribosome. Gene Ontology annotation, biological process: translation.
UCCCCCAAAACCCUAUUCCACGUCCACCGAGGAGGAGGCGGAGGAGGAAGGAGUGAAGCCCCACCUCCCGCCGCCGCCGCCGCCGCCGCCAUGGCGCUCCGGCUGAUCAACCCGAGCAGGAAGCCCCUCCUCCACGUGCCCCGCCCCUCCUCCUCCUCCUUCUCCUCCUCGUCCUCCUCCAACAACAGCCCUCCCUUCCCUCCCCCUCCCCCGCCGCCCUCCGACGACCCCGGCCACCCGCCCCCGAACCACGGCGAGGGCCCCCAGAGGCCGGCGGCGUCCUCGAUCUUCCUCGACAUCCGCGAGCGCCUCAAGUCGUCCCCGGCGCCGCCCCCGCCGCGCCGGAUCCCGGCCAACCCGCUCCGCCCCGGCGGGCCGCCCGCGGCCCCCUCCGUCGGCCUCGACGACAUCAAGCGCAGCCUCGAGUCCUUCCGCGCCGGCUCCCCCCGCUUAUCCGGCCCCGGCGUUGGCGGCGGUGUCGGCGGAGGCGCCAACCCGUCGUUCCAGGACUUGCUCAAGAACAGCGCCGCCUCCCCGGCGGGUCGCCCCCAGGGAGGAGGAUCCCCCAACGCCGGCGGCGGCAAGCCGUUCAGCUUCAGCUUCGAGUCCAUCCGCGAGAGCAUCCGCAAGAUCGACCCGCAGCAAGAGAGGCAGCGCCAGCCGCCUUUGCGGUUCCUGAACAACACCCCGGACAACAUCUUCGGGAGGGAGAUGCGCCAGAGGGCCGGGAAGCCGCAGCCCGGGGAGGGGAAGGAAGACGAGGACGCCGGCGUUUUUCUCGCUAAUGAAUACACUCCCGAACAGCUUGGGCAGAUGCUCAGGGAGCUCCGGCCGGCGGACGCAGGGAAGGACGGGAAGGAGUGGUUCUCUCUCCAGGAGCUGCAGGGGCGGAUCGCCAAGAUCGCGGAGAAGGAGAGGGGCCAGGCUGACCCGCGGUAUGGCGGCGAGUUUGGUUUGCUCCGGCAGACCUUAACGAGCCUCCAUAAAGAUCAGAAAGGGCAGAAGAAGCAUGUCAGCACUGUCCAGCAUAUGUCACUAUUUGCAAACAUCGGUGGAAAGCCGCUGCCGGAGUACAUGCUGAGCAAUCUUCCGCCGCAGGAGGAGUUGCUAGAGAGGUAUUUCCAUCCUGAUCACAUGUCAGGCGAAGAGAAGAUGAAAUUGGAGCUUCAGAAGGUCAGGGAUGAGUUCAAGAUGUCCGAGAAUGACUGUGGUUCCGCACGAGUUCAAAUAGCCCAACUGACACUAAAAAUCAAGCACUUGUCAUCCGUUCUACACAAAAAGGAUAAGCACUCUCGAAAGGGGCUCCAGGACAUGGUCCAGAGGAGGAAGAAGUACCUCAAGUACCUGCGCAGGACCGACUGGGACUCAUACUGCCUCGUCCUGUCAAAGCUGGGGCUCCGCGACACGCCCGAGUACAAGGCGGCCGACUACAAGAAGACCCAGCCGACGAAGGCGCAGUCGAAGAAGAGCAAGAGCAAGAGGAAGAGAAAGAUGAAGGCGUAGAGCUCCGCGGCGCGGGACAGAUGAUAAUUUCCCACACUCUUCUCCUUCUCUUUGGCAUUGAGAACUCCGUUGGCGGUAGAAUCCGUCGGGUCGACGGGCACCGAGGCUCAAGAUGUCUCUGCCCUGCCAGGUCCUUGCAGUGUUGUAAUUUUUUGAUCCACUUCUUCUGUAAUAACCAGUCGCUUGACAUAGCUGCAUGUUUUUCUUGUUCUGUAGCAACAGAAUGUUUGUUGAUCCUAGGUCUCAGCUCUCCCCUGCCCUGUUAUCAGGCCAAUGGAUUGAGGAACAAACGGGAUGAUGAUUACUUGUUUCUUCAUUUAAUCAUAUACGGGGUUUUGGUACCUUGUUGGUUU